Messenger RNA from Prionailurus viverrinus (fishing cat), 2370 nucleotides. RefSeq names its product breast carcinoma amplified sequence 4 (gene BCAS4). Gene Ontology annotation, cellular component: BLOC-1 complex. The transcript has 5 exons. The coding region runs from base 406 to 921 and encodes 171 amino acids. NCBI's taxonomy places the organism in Eukaryota, Metazoa, Chordata, Mammalia, Carnivora, Felidae. The record is from RefSeq and is a predicted model, not a curated record.
CUGGCUUCCGGGCUUUUGAAAGCUCCCCAGGGCAUUCUAAAGUGCCGUGGGGGCUGGGAGACACGGCUCCGCCCGGAUUCCAAUGAAAAGGGGUGGUCUACACGGGCGGUUCUCAAACUCCGCUGUCUGUAGGAAUCCCCAGGCGAACUUCAAAAAGUGCUGGUGCUCAGGUCCCAACCUGAGGGACCGUGUGCUGGGCCGGACUUUGGAAGUUUGAAGAGUCCCAGGUGAUGACAAUAUGCAAGCGAGGUUGAGAAUCUCUGCUUUACCAGGUGGUGCGAGGGCCGGGCGCAGUGAGCGCCGCGCGCCACUGGGUGGCGCUGCCCCCUCGGUCCGGUGCUCGGGGAGGCGCGGGCCGCGUCCGGGUGCGCACCUGCCCCGCCUCCUCCAGGCGGGCCGCGGGGCAUGCAGCCGGUCGGGGGCGGGGCUCCGAGGCCGGGACCCGGCCACCGGCUCUCGGGCAGCCUCCGCCAGCUGGACCCCGCCGCUCUCCUGAUGCUGCUCCUGGACGCCGACCGGCCGGAGCCCGUGCGCAGCGGGGCGCGCGAGCUCGCGCUCUUCCUGACCCCCGAGCCCGCGGCCGAGGCGAAGGAGGUGGAGGAGACCAUCGAGGGGAUGCUCCUCAGGCUGGAAGAGUUUUGCAGCCUGACCGACAUGAUCAGGAGCGACACUUCACAGAUCUUGGAGGAAAACAUCCCACUGCUUAAGGCCAAAGUGACAGAAAUGCGUGGCAUCUAUGCCAAAGUGGACCAGCUAGAGGCCUUCGUCAAGAUGGUUGGGCACCACGUCUCCUUCCUGGAGGCCCACGUGCUUCAGGCCGAGCGGGACCACGGGGCCUUCUCGCAGGCUCUGCGGAGGUGGCUGGGCUCCUCGGGGCUGCCCUCCUUCAGGAAUGAGGGAUCAUUGUAUCCCUUUUGCUGAUGGAAAAACUGAGGCCAGACUGAUCCUGCAGUGGAGAACUUCAAUGUUUAAAACACAGCCGUCUUCUCAACUUAUCUGCUGGUCACCCGGUCCAGGGAUCGCUGGACAAUGUCCGGAGACAUUUUGGUUGUGACUAGAUGUGAAGGGUGCUGUUGGCAUCUGGUGAUUAGGCACCAGGGAUGCCGCUGAACGCCCUACAGUGUGCAGGACAGCCCCGCUUCCCCCGCCCCCCCCCCCCCACCACAGCAGGAGAGUCUCUAGUUUGAGAAACCCCGCCCUAAGCUGCGUUCGAUAAUUGCAGCGAUGGUUUCUGCCAGGUCUGUUCGAAGUGCUUUGUGUGCUGGGUUAUGUGGCAUCCCAUUCCCAUGCCAGGCUUUGGAGCAGGGACCUUUAUACCACCCCCAUUCUACAGAUGGGAAGGAUGAGGCUCAGUGGGGUGAAGGGACUCGCCCAAGGCCACACGACCUGGUGUGACGAGGCUGGGGUGGACCCUGGUUGGCCCCUCUCUGAGGCCUCGCCCUUCCCAGCUCAGCCAGCCACCCUGUCCUGCCCCCCCCCCCCAGGGGUUUCUCACUGUUCCUUGGGUCUGCCCGGGAAGCCCCCCUCCCUCCCACGCCUCUGUCUGCUGCCUGCCUGCGUAUUUCCACUGCGUUUACUGCGUGCCAGGCGCUGCACUGGGCAUUUCGUACACGUUGACUCAUUUACCUUUCCCAAACGUCGUGUGCCCUGGGCAUCAGCGUUAUUCCGAUUCGAUAGGAAGGGGGAUGGAGACUUGGUAGAUUUCAGGGGUUGCGGUCUUAUCGCCCACGGACAGAAUGGAGCAGGUGAACUCGUUCUAUUUGGCCAACAGUGUGCCUUGGGAUGCCUGGCUGGGCUUCGCUGUCUAGUCCCUGCCAGGACCCUACUGCUCCGUCUUCUUUUACACCUGCCCGAGGCAUGUGCUUCCAAGUGAGUGACUUGCCCAGGGCCAGUAACAGCUAGACAACGGCCUCACCUGUCUCAUGGUCUAGAAACUCCUGUUGAUCCUUCAGAGGCUAAGUUAAUGCCACCUCUUCUCAGAAGCCCUCCAGGAUUGCCCCAUCUCCAGAGAAAUGCUAUCUUUCUGCUUUCCAACAAUGAUGAAGUCAGGAGCUUUUUUGUUUGUUUGUUUGUUUGUUUUGUCCUCUCCCUUGAGAUAUGAUGACCAUUCCCGGGUAAACAGGAACCCCCAGUCGCCCCCAGAAACCUCCAGAGCACCCAGUGCUCUGCCCACUGAGGGCUUAGAAGCACAUCGGGGGAGGAAGAUCAGAGGCCCGUGGCUGCCCCUGGCCCCCAGCAAGUAUCCUAACAGUGGGACCUGUCGGGCCCUUGGUCUUUGAACUUUCCAGUCUUCUUCUGUGCUCUGCAGUUGUCCCCGUGUGGUCGGCACUAGUGUCCCCAUUUAGAGGCAGAGACCAGGUCUCAGAGAUG